Molecule: messenger RNA, 8865 nt
Organism: Daphnia pulicaria
Lineage: Eukaryota; Metazoa; Arthropoda; Branchiopoda; Diplostraca; Daphniidae
Product: serine/threonine-protein kinase MRCK alpha-like
Exons: 26
Coding region: 693-6503 (1936 amino acids)
Biological process (GO): actomyosin structure organization; peptidyl-threonine phosphorylation
Cellular component (GO): cytoplasm; cytoskeleton
Molecular function (GO): protein serine/threonine kinase activity; ATP binding
Source: RefSeq, a predicted model, not a curated record
ACGAGCCUGAGAUUCUGCAAGUUCUGUUGUGUUGGGACUGAACCCACCGCCCCGUUCAGCCCAUGGUUAUUGCCAUUUUCUCAAGUGAUUCGAAUGUUUUUUUUUUAAGUUUGUUUUAGUGUUUUAAUUUGUAACUCCACCGUGAGGCAGAACGGGGCUCUUACUCAUACGCCGCGCAUACACACAGCCGAAAAAGAAUGUCUAGACAAAUCUAAAGGGAAAAAAACACAAGACGGAAAAAUCUCGAGUGUGUUGAACGGUAUUUCACUUCGUGCCUGUGUGCUGACGGCUUCAUAUUUUCUCUUUCGACGUGUUGGGUUUUCAUCUCCACACAAUCAACUCCUUUUUUAGUGAGAUUGCCACGGACUUUGGAUCUGGCCGUAAGAUGAUGAGCUGAUAAAAAGACAAUUCACUUGGAACCUGAAGUGUAUUGGCCAGCUGAUCAAACUACGACACCAGAUUCGAGCUGAAGCAUCAAGGAUGUGUCCAGUCACCCCGACAGUCGGCAGCAGUCGGUGUUGACGAUUGCCAUUUCCGUGACCGUUUGGCUCUUCUGUGUGUGUGUUGUGUGUGUGUGUGUUGAAAUAGUGGGUGGAAAAAAUUGACAUCAGACGUCGUCGUCGUCGUCGACGGUCGAGAUCAAAGGAGCCCAAAACGAGCGGAAGAAGAAGAAAACAAGUUUUGAUUGGUUAAUGGCUGCGGCGGCGUCGGCUGCAGGGUCGGUGAUGGCGGCCGACCUGUCGCCGGUGGAGCGACGCCUCAAACAGCUGGAGCGGCUGCUGUUGACCAGCGGAGAGGAUGGAGCCGUCACCACGGCCGCCACAUCUUCGUCGUCGUCGUCAUCGACGUCAACCAUUACCAUCAGCGUCGAGACGCUACUCGACGCUCUGCUCGUCCUCUACGACGAGUGUUUCACCUCGGCUCUCCGCCGGGAGAAAACCGUUUCCGACUUUCUCGAACUGAUGAAACCGAGCGUGAGCCAAAUCAAGAGCCUGCGACUGACGCGCGACGAUUUCGAGCUGAUCAAAGUGAUUGGUCGCGGGGCUUUCGGCGAGGUGUGCGUCGUCAAGCUGCGGCACACGGAGCGCGUCUACGCCAUGAAGAUCCUCAACAAGUGGGUGAUGCUCAAGCGGGCCGAAGCCGCCUGCUUUCACGAGGAGCGAGACGUCCUUGUGCGCGGGGAUCGACGCUGGAUCACCGACCUUCACUACGCCUUCCAGGACGAGAACAAUCUGUACCUGGUGAUGGAUUAUUACUGCGGCGGUGACCUGUUGACGCUCCUGUCCAAGUUUGAGGAUCGAUUGCCCGAGGAUAUGGCCAAAUUCUACCUGGCCGAAAUGGUGCUGGCCAUCGACUCGAUCCACCGGCUGCGCUACGUCCACCGCGACAUCAAACCCGACAACGUCCUCCUCGACGCCAACGGACACAUCCGCCUGGCCGAUUUCGGAUCCUGCCUCAGACUCAGAGAGGACGGAACGGUCCAGAGCAACGUGGCCAUCGGCACUCCCGACUACAUCUCUCCCGAAAUCCUGCGGGCGAUGGAGGACGGCCAAGGACGCUACGGCCCGGAAUGUGACUGGUGGUCGCUGGGCGUGUGCAUGUACGAGAUGCUCUACGGAGAGACGCCCUUCUACGCCGAAUCCCUGGUGGAAACCUACGGCCGCAUCAUGAAUCACAAGAGCUGCUUCGAUUUCCCAACGGAUUCCGGCCUGGAAGUGUCUGAAGAUGGCAAGGAUUUGAUGAGGAGACUCAUUUGCAGUGCCGAGUAUCGUCUAGGACAAAAUGGCCUCAGCGAUUUCCAGAAUCAUCCUUGGUUUUCCGGCAUCGACUGGGACAACAUUCGCGACAGCACGGCUCCUUACAUACCGGAAGUGAGCAGUCCGACGGACACGUCCAAUUUCGAUGUCGACGACACGGAUCUCCGCAGCGCCGACGUCCUUCCGCCGACGGCCAAUUCCGUCUUCAGCGCCCUCCACCUCCCUUUCCUCGGCUUCACCUACACCCAGGGCAGUUUGCUGACGGACAUGAACCGGUUGCUCAUCCACUCGAACGGAACCGGCGACGGAUACACGCCCUCCGUCGCAUCCACCGCCGCCACCGCUGCCCUGACUCACGCAGCCGCUUCAGUCGCCUGCGCCGCCGCCCCGGCGGCCCUAAAUGGCUCCGGCGAUGGCCCAGGGAGCGGCGGUAACCCGUCCGGCAACAACAACGACGUCCGCCGAUUACAGGACGAAGUCAAUCAGCUGACGAAGCGCAACGGAGAGCUGAUGCAGCAGUUGUCCAGGGCGGAGCAGACGGGCAAGGAAAUGUCGGCCCUAAUGAAGAAAGAUUUCGAGCUGAGCGAAGGCGAGAAAAGCCAAAAGAUUAAGGAAAUGGAAAAGAGUCAGCGCCAGUGGAAGCAAGAAAAAGAUGAGCUCGUCAGGGAGAUGACCGACACGCAAGAAAAGCUGCGGCUGCAAUCCAAGGAGUUGAAAGACGCCAUCGGACAACGCAAACUGGCCAUGACGGAAUACACGGAAGUCUCGGACAAGUUGUCUGAACUGCGCCAGCAAAAGGCCAAAUUGUCGCGUCAGGUACGAGACAAGGAGGAGGAGCUGGAAGGGACGCUCCAGAAGAUGGACGCGCUCAGGAACGACCUGCGUCGAGCCGAGAAGCUGCGCCGCGACCUGGAGGCCAGGGCGGAAGAGCUGCAGGCCGACGUGGUGCGGGAGAAGAGACUGCGUGAAAGGGCGGAAGAGCACGCCCGCUCCCUCCACGAGGACAUGGAGCGGCUGCAGCAGAAGGCCCAGGCUGGUGAGGCGGCCAUGAACUCGAUGGAACUCAACCAGGAGCUCCUGCGGUUGCGAUCCGAGCUGGAGAAACAGGAGAUGCAGCACAAGGAGCUGGCCAGUCAGCUGAGCUCUCGUCACGCCGCCGAGCUGAGCGCCCUGAACGACCAGCUCCUGGAGGCGGACAACAUGCGGGCCACCUACGAGAAGGAGUCGGCCCUGCUCAAGGAGAAGGUGGAGCAAUCGAGGCAGGAGAGCGCCGUCGAGAACGAGGAAGUCAUCGUCGAAGUGCGGAGGGCCCACGAGCGGGAGAAGCAGCUGCUGCUGGAGGACACGAAGCGGGUCGUGGCCGAGCUGGAGCGCUUCUCCGACUCUUGCCUCCGGCUGCAGAGCGAGAAACGGGCCAUGGAGGAAGAGCUGUCGGAGCUGCGCAGCAAACAGGCCGCCGUGGCCCAGUGGGAGGCUCAAAUCUCGGAGAUCAUCCAGUGGGUCAGCGACGAGAAAGACGCCCGAGGUUACCUGCAAGCCCUGACCAGCAAAAUGACGGAAGAGAUGGAGAACUUGAAGACGCAGGGCGUCGGCGGAACACCCAGCAACGAAAAGAACUGGAAGAACCGGCGAUCUCAGAAAUUAGACAAAAUGGAGAUAUUGAAUUUGCAGAGUAGCCUCCAGUCAGAGAUCCAGGCCAAGGAAUCGAUCCGGGAAGAGUUGACUCAGAUACGGGCCGAUUUCAUCGCCAUGCAAAAGGAAUUGUGGGAAGUGAAACAGCAGCGGGAGGAACUGGCCCGCGAGCUGGUGCGGAAGGAUUCGCAAAUGAAAGAGAUGCAACAACGCCUUGAAUCCGGAGACGGAUUUUUGGACAGACCCAUCUCGCAGAUGUCGUUCCUGGAGCAGUUCCUCAAGGAGUCCUCCAUCAGAGGGCGUGCGGCCUCGGCCGACAGCGAGGAUGGCGACAUCGAAGACAAUCGGGCCCCGUCGGUGCUGAGCAGCAGCAACAAAUCGGCCUCGGAUCUCAGUAGCCCCGUACAAAGUGGCCCGUCGCACCACAUCAGUCCGCUACAUCCCGGGCAGCCGAGCCAGACGGACGGCGGCAACAACGGCGGAUCGCCUUUCGGCCAGCGCAGUAUGGACCGAAGCAGCGGACACAUCAUGCAGGGUUCCGGAAUGGUGGACAUGUCGCAGAACCAGCACAUGUUGCAGGUGCAGAUGCAGUUGCAGCAGACGCUCAACUUGUCUCAUCCGUCGCCGCAGUCCAACAGCAGCGCCGGAUCGAUGCCGCUGCUGCACUCUUCGCCGCUGACGAGCACCUUGUCGCUGCGCUCCAAGUCGCACCAGUUCCUGGUGCGCUCCUUCCCGUCGCCGCUCAAGUGCAAUCACUGCACGUCGCUCAUGGUCGGCCUCAGCCGGCAGGGCGUCGUCUGCGAAGUCUGCGGCUUCGCCUGUCACGUCUCCUGCAAGGACAAAGUCCCGCCGCUCUGCCCGCUGCCCACCGACCAGACCAAGCGGCCGCUGGGCAUCGAUCCCACCCGCGGCAUCGGCACGGCCUACGAGGGCUACGUCAAAGUGCCCAAGCCGGGCGGAGUCAAGAAGGGAUGGCUGCGCCAGUUUGUCGUCGUCUGCGACUUCAAACUCUUCCUCUACGACAUCUCGGCCGAACGCAACGCCCAGCCGUCCGUGUCCGUUUCACAGGUGCUGGACAUGCGAGACGAGCAGUUUGAGGUCAGCUCUGUCCGCGAUUCGGACGUCAUCCACGCCAACAAGAAGGAUAUCCCUUGCAUUUUCAGGGUGAGCACUUCCAUGAUGGACCCGCCCGGUUUGCGCAACCAUUUGCUGAUGCUGGCCGACACGGAGAGUGAAAAGACGAAAUGGGUCGUGGCUCUCAACGAAUUGCAUCGCAUCCUGAAGCGCAACAAAUUGCCCAAUCGGGCCGUCUUCAAGCCCAAGGAGGUCAUGGACAAUUCCAUCACCCUAAUCAAGACUGCCGGAAGUGGCGCAGUCAUCGAUACCGACCGUUUAGCCAUCGGCACCGAAGAAGGAUUGCUCUGCAUCGACCUCGAUCGCGAAGAAAUCGCUCGGGUGGGCGAGAGCAAACGCAUUUACCAAAUUGAUUACCUGCCCGAAGAGCAGCUGCUGGUCGUCAUCUGCGGUAAGCAGCAUCACGUCCGGCUAGUUCCAGUUCGGGCGCUCGACGGUGACGACGUCGAGUGGAUUAAAGUGGCCGAUACCAAAGCCUGCAUCAGUUUCACCACCGGCAUCCUGCGCCAAGGACACGGCACCCAAGCGGCCGUCUAUUGUCUCUGCGUCGCCGUCAAGCGACAGGUGCUGUUGUUUGAGAUCACACGGACCAAGGCGCGUCAUAAGAGACUCCGGGAUAUCCUGUUACCAACGCCAGCCCAGUGCCUCAACGUGAUAUCGGACGGGCGGCUCGUUGUGGGCUACCCGUCGGGCUUCGCCGUUUACAGUCUGAUGGGCGACCAGCAUCCGAUGUCGCUCGUCCAAUCGGAGCAUCCCAGCAUCUCGUUCAUUGCCCACCACCCGCUGGACGCCCUGCGGGCCGUCGAGAUCAACAGCCAAGAAUUCCUUCUGGUCUUUUCCACGCUGGCCAUUUACGUCGACUACCAGGGGCGCAAAUCGCGUGAGAAGGAGAUCAUGUAUCCAGCCCCGCCUUUGGCCAUCGUCAACUACGACGGCCAUUUGCUGAUCUACUCUGAGACUCACGUCGAUGUCAUCGACUGUUUCACCGGUGACUGGGUCCAGACACUCAAUUUGAAGCGCUGCCUACCACUCAACCACAAUGGCCUCCUGUCGGCCUCCUUCGCCACCGAACAGCCUUACGUCGUCUACUUGCGCAACAUCAACAAAGUUUGCGACGCCGUUAAUGUCCCAGAGAGCGAAGUGACUUUGGGAGGUCAAAGCCGGGCGGGAAGCAAUCAGCCACGGACGCGGAGGCGAUUCUCUGUCCGCGAAAACAACCGGACGUCGAAACCAGCGAACAACGAUCGCCGUUCAAAGAUGAUCUCGGCGCCGUCCAAUUUCAACCACAUCAGUCACAUGGGUCCCGGCGACGGGAUUCAAAUGCAGAGGCUCCUGGACCUGCCGCAGUUGGACAAGGUGGACCAGUUUGUGCCCCACCAGGGCGCCCAGCAUCUGCCCGGUGCCAUCCCCCUUGCAGGCAUGUCCACCAGUUCGAGUAAUACCAGUAUUACCGGAUCACCGUCACACAUGAUGACGUUGCAGCAGCAACAACAGCAGCAGCAGCAACAACAACAGCAAGGCAUCCAAAGGGUGCGAAGCAUGUUCCAGCAAUCGGGAAGCAAAUUAACUGCUCCUCGCGUUCCACCCCAGCCGGCCGAUCCAUCGCCUCCCCGUAGAUCCAUAUCACAGUCAGGAAAUUCGUCUUCCGUUCAUAAUGGUGUACCGUUACCGGGUUUGCCGCCCCGACGACCAGCUCCUCAGGCCCCGCCUCAUCAGCGACCAUCUUUACACAUUUCUGGUCCGAUCCUAACUUCCUCCACGUUAGCCAGGACUCCAGAGGGCAGUCAGAUUACGCCAAUGACGCCGAGUAGCGGUCUAUCGGGCCAGCACGUCCCCUUUAGUUUCUCCACUCCGCAUGAUAUGGCCACUAAUGGCAGUCCACGUCAUUCUAUCGCCUCCAACAGUAGCGGGUUGAGUAACCCUCCAAGUCCGGGCGUAACGAGCCAUUUACGUGACAGUCGGGACAGUUACGAAUCGUGAACUCUGUCCACCACAUUUUCUUCUCCGUAGAGGAAUUUCACUUCUUCUUCUUAACUUCUUCUUCUUCUUUUUCCACAUCGAAAAAUACUUAAGAAAAACAAAAAACCCCGGCGUACUAUUUAUUUGUCAUCGAGUGAUUUUUCGGGUGGGGUGGGGUGUACUUAAAACGAGAUGAGGAAAAAAAAAAACGCGUGACGCUAUAUUGUGAUCGUACAUGGAAUAGGCGUCGUAUAAAAAAAAAAUGGGCGCCGCGUUUAUCACCACUUGAAAAUGCGUUGUUAGUUUUCUUCCGAGUUCAUUUGGUUAUUAUUCUGAUGAUUAUUAUUUUGAAGUAACGAAACAAAAGAAGGGCGUGAUUGAUGUCGACUUUCGUCUCCCCUUUGAUCGGCGCAAUGAAUGACGGAAGUUUGAUUGUCGAAUUUCACAAUCAAACCAUUCAACUUUGCAAGGAUGAGAAACCGCAACGUCACCGACUUGAACCACCUCCCCCCCCUAACUUUCUCAAUUUGUCGUCUGUCUUGUGGUGCUUUUUUAUAGACUUAUUCCUUCACGUCCUAUUAUUCUCAAGCGAAUCAAUCAAUCGUCUAAUCCCCGUGUACUUAAAAACAAAUGCAGUCUUCUCCUCCGCCCUCAGACUCUUGACUCAGUUUCUUUUUUUUAAAUGGCAUUUAAAAUCUGCAUUCAUUUUUAAAUUCGCCGACCUUUCAUUCUGGAAUGGAUGAAAAGAAAAACAAAACAAAACAUUUGUACACUUUUGGAUGAGAAGAAGCUGGCCAAUUGCAUAUUUUUUGUUGUUUGCGCCGCCAUUCUUUCGAUUAAUUGGUUAUUAUUUUGUACUGUAAUUUCUUUUUUUUUCUCUCUCCCUUAUCUACGUCCCCAGGGUCUGUUGUACAGCCUUGUAAUAUCGCCCCAAUUUCCCUCUACAAUUCGCGACUCUAUUAUUACGAUUUUUUUUUUGGUUUGUUUUUUUCUUUUGUCUUUAUAUUAUGUCGUGUACGUAGAGCUGCCGCCCGCCGGUGACUGUCUACUUAUUCAACUGGGUCACCGGUGACUGGCGAGUGGGAGGGAAAUCAGGACCUUCGUCAUUCUUCGUUGCGAACACCUCCAUCUUUUACCCCGAUUCUCCAAUUAAUUUAUCAUUUUCUCAGUCUCGUCGACAUCGUUGGCCAUUUCCCUCGUUCACGCGGACCGUUUUUUCGUCGUGAACAUUUUUCGUUUCCUGAAUUUCUUUGGUUUCAUCCAUCCGCUUGACACUUAAGAAAACAACGCUGCCGCUCUAUUAUAAUCCCCCCAGACCUACAUACUGUGAAUGUUUACGUGCUCCCCAAUUAGGUCUUCUUUCAUAGGAAAUAUACAAUUUAUCAAAGGUGGACUGUAUUAACUCAGCUAUUUUAGGGUCCUGACCAAAAAAAAAAAAAAAACAAUCUGACCAAAAAGUACUGGUUACAAAAAAAAAAAAAAAAAAAAAACCAGAAACCACAGAUGGCACAGAUAAAGUCCACAUUAUCUCCACAAAACUCCAAAGACAGAAGAACUCCACCGACAAUAGAACCCCAAUAUUUGAAAUAAUUUUGAAAUUUUCUUUGUUUGCGACAGUAGAACUCCAGCGACAGUCGAACUCCAAAGACAUAAGAACUCCUUUUUUUAAAUAUUAUUAAAAAUACCGACAAUAGAAUCCCGACAGUAGAACUCCCAACAAAUUUUUACAUUUUAGUCCCGAAACUCCGCCACCUGGUGGACACAUCUGAAAAUGAAUCGGAGUGACGUGGAAUCGCCAUUUUAUUCCAAGACAUUGAGUCAGGAGGAGGACGCCGUUGUGUACUCAAUCUUUAACAUUUUGAUGGAAAUUAAUAAGUAAAUCUUGCCUAUUUCCAUUUGGGCAAAUCAUAUGAUCACAUGGCUAGCUUCAGACUGCUGUCCUGCUAAAAUGUCAUCCAUUGCUACGUGAAACGUGAAACGGCUGUAUGUUUCAUCCCAUCCUUUGCUGAAAUACUUAAAGAAGAAGUUUCACAGCCAGGUGAAGUCUGAGCUUCUGCAAUGCUGUCUUUUGUGCUCAUGGUUUUGUUGCAGCCAGCUGACGAUUGGUGUGAUGAGCUACUGCAUGCAUUCCAUCGGUGGUGAGCUGCUUCUAUCCAGUCUGUGGUGCUGGUGUUAUCCUGAAAGGUUGGCUGUUCCUGACAAGAUUUUGGAUUGUGGUGUUUGUGGUGGAAAUGAGGACUACAGUUUUUCUUCAUAAAUAGUAAAAGUUAUUGCAAACUGAUAUCAUGGUAUCCAAAAUUCUUAUCCAUGUAAUUGUGUUUGAUUUUACGGUGGGGUUUGCUUAGUUAGUGAAAUAAAGAAAAAUAAAUGACAUCAAUAUUAA